AUGACCAACCCCUCCGUCGCCGCACAAUCCCUCACGCCGGACGCCGUGCACGCUGCGUACAGCAUCAUCCAGCCGUACAUCCAUCGCACCCCGCUCCUCACCUGCCAAACCCUCAACAAGAUCGCCUCGACACCGCAGUCGCCUGACGCUCUGGUCGGAACCCCCUUUGAAGGCCAACCCCCCGCCCAGCCCACGAUCAACUUCUUCUUCAAAUGCGAAAACUACCAGCGCAUUGGAGCAUUCAAGGCCCGCGGGGCCUUUCAUGCGUUGCUCCGACUGAUCGAGGAGCGCGGCGAGGACGCAGUAAGAGAGAAGGGAGUGACCACACAUAGUUCCGGAAACCACGCCCAGGCUCUCGCCCUCGCCGCAUCAACCCUCAACAUCCCCGCUUACAUCGUCAUGCCUCGCAUCAGCACUCCCUCGAAAAUUGCGGGGACACAGUCCCACGGUGCGGAGGUGAUCCUCAGCGGGUCCACCAGUACCGAGCGCGAAGCUGUCGUGGCAGAGGUGCAGGCGCGCACGGGGGCAAUUCUCGUCCCGCCCUACGAUGACUUCAACAUUAUCUGCGGACAGGGCACAACCGCACUGGAGAUCUACGAGCAGUAUGCGGGCGCGGUGCGCGAGGAGCCCAAGUUGAGCGUGCAUGCGUGCGCGAAGAACGACAUCGAUGCCGUGAUCACCCCGGUUGGUGGUGGCGGGCUGAACGCUGGCGUGACGACCUUCUUCGCGGAUAAAGGGACGAAGGUCUUUGGCGCGGAGCCCAGUUUCGAAGGCGCGGAUGACUGCUGCCGCGGGCUGCAGGCAGGGAAGCGGGUCGACGCCGUGAAGACGUUGACUAUUGCCGAUGGGUUGCGGACCCCCGUGGGCUUGUUGAAUUGGGAGGUGAUUUCGGAUCGGACGAAGCAUGCCGGUGUAUUCGCUGUGACGGAGGAGCAGAUCAAGGCGGCCAUGCGGCUGGUGCUGGAGCGCAUGAAGGUCUUUGUGGAGCCGAGUGCCGUCGUUGGCCUGGCGGCUUGCUUGUAUAACGAGGACUUCCGAAGGCUUGUUGAGAAGGAGGCUCCACAGGGGUGGGAUGUCGGUGUUGUCUUUAGCGGUGGUAAUACUACUGUGGAGGCAAUUGGGAAGCUGUUUGGCUGA
Messenger RNA from Aspergillus ochraceoroseus IBT 24754, 1137 nucleotides. Its product is annotated as threonine/serine dehydratase. Bases 1 to 1137 code for a protein of 378 amino acids. Lineage: Eukaryota; Fungi; Ascomycota; Eurotiomycetes; Eurotiales; Aspergillaceae. The transcript is spliced from 2 exons. Gene Ontology annotation, molecular function: D-serine ammonia-lyase activity; magnesium ion binding; ATP binding. The record is from RefSeq and is a predicted model, not a curated record. Gene Ontology annotation, biological process: D-serine biosynthetic process; L-serine metabolic process; pyruvate biosynthetic process.